AUGAACACCGUACAUCAGGAGCCAAUGCUGGAUGGAGGACUGUUUGCCUUGCUGUUGAUAGUGUUGGAGUGGACCCGUCCAGGCCUACCAUCCCCAUUGAGGCCCAUCUGUGACCUGAGGGUCCUGAAUCAUUUCAUCAAGGAAGCACGAGACGCAGAAAGCGCCAUGCGGUCAUGUAGAGAAGGAUGUAGCUUGUCAGAGUCUGUCACGGUUCCCCAAACCAGAGUUGACUUUGACAUCUGGGAGAAGAAAAAUGCACUGGAUCAAGCCCAAGAGGUGCAGUCUGGCCUUUGGCUACUGCAUCAGGCCCUCAGCUCGUUACGGGCUUCAGUCACCAACACAGCACUGCACAGCCAUUUAGACAACAGCAUCAGAAACCUGCUCAGCAUCAAUGCUGUACUGCGCAGCCUCAACAUUCAGGAGUACACCCCACCAGCCAGUGUGGUGGCAGGUGACGAGACAUGGCAAGUGUCAUCAGCAACAGACCUGCUUCAAGUCUAUGUCAACUUCCUGCGAGGCAAAGUGCGUCUCCUCCUUUUGGAUGCACAAGCCUGUCACCAGGAUGUCAGCUGAUCAGCUGGUCUUUCUACCUGAAACUGAUUUGUUUCCUAAAGCAAGAAGAGGAGUUCCACCGGCUCAUUAGCUUGUGGAAGCAGUGUGGAAAGUGGGAAAGGUACAGCUAUCCCCAUAGAAGCGGAGGAGGCUGAAAGGAAAGGACAGUCCCAGCUGGACUUAGGAAGGACAAGAGAAGACUGCACCUUGGAAUAUAGACGUGAAACAUGGACAUGGUGAAUCACACAUCAACCAAAACAGGCCUUUGGAAUGAACUGCUCCAAUAGCCUUUCAGUGGGCACUCUCCAGCACUUUGUGUGUACACAUGCGUGUGUAAAAGUUUAAUUUUUAAGAAGUGUGUGUUCUGUGUUUGUAAUUGUGUAUGUGUGUGUCACGCUGCGUCUGUUUCAAGUGUGGUUAAUCCCUAGACUCAUCUCUUCAGACUGAAUUGUAGACUUAAACCUGCCAGAGUGGACCACCCACAAAAUAUAGGUUGUACCUGGAAACUGGAGGGAAGUUAAGUUGUGAAAGGGCAUGCUUUUCCAGUAUCACUUUAAAAAAGGGGGCCUAACCCUACAAACCAUCUAAUAUGUCAACAACUGUGCCUCAUAUCGAUAUAAUGGGUUAGUUUUGAUCAUUCUUUUUCUGUGACUUUUAAUAUUUUUUAUUGGUUGUAUAAUUACUAUUUAUACAGAGUUUUAUUUGUACUUUAAACUCCAGUCUCGGUUGUAUGUAUUUUUAUAGUUUUGGAUCUUUAGGAUUUUAGUUGUAGUUUAGAGCCAUGUUCACUGGUUUCACACUGAACACUUUUGUAAAGGUAUUCUUGACAUCAUAUCUUGUGACAAACUACUGUCCUCCUUUUUUUUUUUUUUUUUUUAUAAAGCUUGUGUAUGUAUACAUAAUUAGGUGUUACUGAUUUACAGGAAAUGUUCCAGCUGAUACCACUUCUUGUGUGCAUGUAAACGUAGUCAUAGCAAA
Messenger RNA from Myripristis murdjan (pinecone soldierfish), 1530 nucleotides. RefSeq names its product erythropoietin a (gene epoa). The coding region runs from base 1 to 573 and encodes 190 amino acids. The record is from RefSeq and is a predicted model, not a curated record. Gene Ontology annotation, molecular function: erythropoietin receptor binding; cytokine activity; hormone activity. The transcript is spliced from 5 exons. Lineage: Eukaryota; Metazoa; Chordata; Actinopteri; Holocentriformes; Holocentridae. Gene Ontology annotation, biological process: nucleate erythrocyte development. Gene Ontology annotation, cellular component: extracellular region.